UAUCACUUUAUUCUGUCAUAAAAAAUUAUCCUCCUCUCAAAAUGGCGACAUAACCAGAUCUCGUGACCCCUGACGUCAUUUUCGGCCUCGAUUUAGAUUCAAGAUGUCAGCGCCCAUGAGUGGAAACGAAAAUUGUGAAAAUGAAUUAGAUUCUUCAAAAUUAGGAACUAAACCUUUCUGGGAUGAUGCAUACAAAGAAGAGAUACAGAAUUUCAAAAUAAAUGGUGAUGUUGGUGAAGUAUGGUUUGGAGAAGAUACUAUGGAGAGAGUCGUUGACUGGAUAAAUGAAAAUGAUUCAGUCACAAAAUCCUCCUCAAUUCUUGACAUAGGCACGGGGAAUGGUGUGAUGCUUCUUGAACUGCAUGCAUUGGGCUAUGAGAGCUUAACUGGAGUAGAUUAUUCAGAUGGAGCAGUGGAAUUAGCUAAGUCAAUAGCUGCUUCCAAGGAUGCUUAUAUAAAAUUUGAGACGGCUGAUAUCUUGGCUGAUCUUACAUGUACCGAGUGUUUAGCACUGCGACAGACAUAUGAUGUGUGUGUGGAUAAGGGAACAUAUGAUGCCAUCAGUCUCAACCCGAACAAUGUCACAGAAUGUAGACAAAAAUAUAUUGAAAAUGUCUGGAAGAUACUCAAUGAAAACGGACUGUUAGUGAUAACAUCAUGUAACUGGACAAAGGAAGAAUUACUGAAUCAUUUCUCAAAAGGUUUCAAGUUUCAACAUCAUAUAAGAGCACCAACAUUCCAGUUUGGGGGUAAAACAGGAAGUACAGUGACCUCGCUCAUAUUCCAAAAAUCUCAGAUGUAA
This is a messenger RNA of Owenia fusiformis, 802 nucleotides long. NCBI's taxonomy places the organism in Eukaryota, Metazoa, Annelida, Polychaeta, Sabellida, Oweniidae. The record is from the annotation of a GenBank genome assembly.